Molecule: messenger RNA, 1176 nt
Organism: Galleria mellonella (greater wax moth)
Lineage: Eukaryota; Metazoa; Arthropoda; Insecta; Lepidoptera; Pyralidae
Gene: SelR
Product: methionine-R-sulfoxide reductase B1
Exons: 4
Coding region: 119-664 (181 amino acids)
Biological process (GO): response to oxidative stress; protein repair
Cellular component (GO): cytoplasm
Molecular function (GO): peptide-methionine (R)-S-oxide reductase activity
Source: RefSeq, a predicted model, not a curated record
UAUGUCAGAAUUGAUAGUUGACAUAUGACUCGGUAUUGAAGAUUCUUUAAAUAUACAGUUAUUUUCUUUAACAUUUUAUUACUUUUUUCACUUUUUCCUUAAACAAGAAAUGUAAGUUAUGCUGCGCGUUUUACUCAGAUCUUUUAUAAUAUUUAAGAAAACAGUGCCUCUAAAUAGAAAUAUCCGCUUGCAGUUACAGCAUCCAUUCACAACAGCGCAAAUUUGGCGAGCCAUGGAAGACAAGGAAGCAUUGAAGAAACGUUUAACACCUUUACAGUAUCAUGUGACACAGGAGGCCGGCACGGAAAGGCCCUUUACAGGAUGCUACAACAAAUUCUAUGAAGAGGGCCUGUAUGUUUGUAUAGUGUGCAGACAAGAGCUAUUCACUUCAAAUACAAAAUUUGAUUCUGGUUGUGGUUGGCCAGCAUUCAAUGAUGUUUUAGCUAAGGACAAGGUUACUCUACAUCAGGACACAAGUGCAGUUGGAGCAAAUAUAUUACUGGUUUUAACACGACCAGGUUUGGUGCGAACUGAGGUGCGAUGCUCCAAGUGCUCUGCUCACCUGGGACAUGUGUUCGAUGAUGGGCCAGCGCCCACCAAGAAACGAUUUUGCAUUAACUCUGCAUCCAUAGACUUCAUACCAGCCGAGGAAAGGAAAGACUAAUGUUUUUGUAAUUGUACUUACGUACAGGACAAGAUCAAAUUGAAUUUUGAAAAAUACAUAGAUACUCUCAUGACUGUGAAUGGAAUAUGUGCCGGUUCAUUAAAUUCGUAUACCAAUAAGCUUUCAAUGCUGAAGUAAUAUUAAAAUAUUGGUUGCUUAGCUUUUUAGAAAAGUAUCUAGUUUUGUAUUACCUUUACUUAAACAUUGGGCGAUCUAAUUGCUUACAUUUGUAAACUUCCUAAUAAAAGAAAUAAGUAUAUUUAUUGAUAAUUUUAUGUCCCAAUAUUGUUUGUUUGCUUUACAUAACUCUUAAAGGCAUUUAAUUGGAACUUACAUAAGUUUUUAGUUACCGCACUAAGUCAUUUUUGUUUAUUUGUUGUUUAAUUUUAUUUAAAUUGUCUAACUAUGUACAAAACAGUGUUUAUUUAUUGUAAAGCUACUUUGUGUACUGAACAAUUUUAUUCUUGUAAGAAAAUUGUGUCUUAAUAAAUAAAUUUAUUUUCUGUAAUAAA